This is a messenger RNA of Alosa sapidissima (American shad), 3925 nucleotides long. It is a transcript of the gene sim1a, whose product is annotated as SIM bHLH transcription factor 1a. NCBI's taxonomy places the organism in Eukaryota, Metazoa, Chordata, Actinopteri, Clupeiformes, Clupeidae. The transcript is spliced from 13 exons. The record is from RefSeq and is a predicted model, not a curated record. Gene Ontology annotation, molecular function: RNA polymerase II transcription regulatory region sequence-specific DNA binding; DNA-binding transcription factor activity, RNA polymerase II-specific; protein dimerization activity. Bases 540 to 2921 code for a protein of 793 amino acids. Gene Ontology annotation, biological process: regulation of transcription by RNA polymerase II.
AGUAGUGGAUGUGAAGAAAGUAUCUCAGACACGCUUGCAUCUCCUUAAGCAAAACCAGUGGAAGUUAUAUAAUCAGCUGUAGGCUAUGUCAACUUACUGAGGAAUAUAUACGCUAUCGUGAGUGGACUGCAAAAUAUAUACUGCACAACACUGCAUGGAUCUGGAUAUUAUUAGUCUGGGCGCAUAGCCGCGAAAGCAAUGGAAGUUUAUGCCAGAAAUUGGAGGGACCUGUUAUGGACAGGGACAAUGUGAAGCACUCCCCCGCCAUACAACACCAAGAAACGCUGGGCCCAGGCGGAUGUAUCGCCAAGUAAAUCUGGAUUUACACGUCUAGUCUCGCUCAGUUUAAGGAUAUGAAGUUCGCUGGCGCCGUGCAGUGUCACUGAAGAAUCGGCGGGCUGGUUUAGUGGUGUUGCGCUUGGCUUGCCCAACACUCUUGCGGUCUGAACUCAACUGGGAGCGGGGAGCGUUGCAGGCGAGAAGACAUCUUGCAAAUCAGGAGAAAGUGUGUCUCUUGGUGAAAUAUAGAGACCUAAACGAUGAAAGAAAAAUCCAAGAAUGCCGCCCGGACGCGACGGGAAAAGGAAAAUAGUGAAUUCUAUGAGCUGGCUAAACUGUUGCCAUUGCCUUCUGCUAUCACGUCUCAGCUCGAUAAAGCUUCCAUCAUACGACUCACAACAAGCUACUUGAAAAUGAGAAUUGUUUUCCCAGAAGGCCUUGGGGAAUCAUGGGGUCAUGUCAGCCGUGCCAGUUCUUUGGAUAAUGUUGGACGAGAACUGGGAUCGCAUCUACUUCAGACGCUGGAUGGGUUCAUUUUUGUGGUGGCCCCUGACGGGAAAAUUAUGUACAUUUCCGAGACCGCAUCGGUCCAUCUCGGCCUGUCACAGGUAGAGCUGACGGGUAAUAGCAUUUACGAAUAUAUACACCCCGCGGACCAUGACGAAAUGACCGCGGUGCUGACGGCCCACCAGCCGUACCAUUCGCACUUUGUUCAAGAAUACGAGAUCGAACGUUCUUUCUUUCUGAGAAUGAAGUGCGUCCUGGCUAAGCGAAAUGCUGGCUUGACCUGCGGCGGGUACAAGGUGAUCCACUGUAGCGGCUACCUGAAGAUCAGGCAGUAUAGCCUAGACAUGUCUCCGUUUGACGGCUGCUACCAAAACGUGGGGCUGGUGGCGGUGGGCCACUCUCUCCCGCCCAGCGCCGUCACUGAGAUCAAACUCCAUAGCAACAUGUUCAUGUUCAGGGCCAGCCUUGACAUGAAGCUCAUCUUCCUGGACUCUAGGGUGGCAGAGCUGACGGGCUAUGAGCCUCAGGACCUCAUAGAGAAGACGUUAUAUCACCACGUCCACGGAUGUGAUAUCUUUCACCUUCGGUGCGCUCACCACUUAUUGCUGGUGAAAGGUCAGGUGACCACCAAGUACUAUCGCUUCCUGGCCAAGCAGGGCGGUUGGGUGUGGGUCCAGAGCUACGCCACCAUCGUGCACAACAGCCGAUCCUCGCGCCCACAUUGCAUCGUCAGCGUCAACUACGUGCUUACGGAUAAUGAAUAUAAAGGACUACAGCUGUCGUUAGACCAGGUGACGUUGGCCAAACCAGCUUUCCCCUACACCAACACCCCAAACCCAGCAUCCGACAACCGCAGACCCACCAAGACGAGAGCCGCUCGCAACAAAGGCAAGACACGGCUGUCUCCGUACUCACAGUACCCUGGCUUCCACGCCGAGCGCUCUGAGUCUGACCAGGACAGCCCAUGGGGGGGCAGCCCUCACACAGACUCAGCCUCCCCCCAGCUCCUUGAGCCGACCGAGGGACUGGACACAUCCUGCGCCUACCGCCAGUUCUCCUCCGCCGCCGACGCGGCCGCCCUGCCCCGUCCACUCUGCUACGGGCUGCCCAUCGCUGAGGAUCACCAUGGCGACGGUCACGGGCACGCUCACCUGGGCUCGUGCGAGCGGGGAGGGCGCUGUGAGGCUGGCCGCUACUUUCUGGGCACCCCAGGGCAGACGGGCAGGGAGGCGUGGUGGGGCGCGGCCAGGUCGGUGCUGCCGCUGGCCAAAGUGUCGCCCGAUAACGGUGACGGCUGCGAUGUCCUGAUGCCCCACAUCGCCUCCAUACACAGCCUGCACGGUCGUAGUCAGUGGGAAGAGGACAGUGUGGUCAGCUCACCCGACGGUGGCUCGGCCAGCGACUCAGGCGACCGCUACCGCGGCGACCACCACUUCCGCUCGAGCCCCCAGGAGCCCAGCAAGAUGGAGACGCUGAUCCGCGCCACGCAGCAGAUGAUCAAGGAGGAGGAGAGCCGGCUGCAGCUACGCAAGGGGCCCGCAGUGGCCGACCCGCCCACCCUCGGCCACGCCAACGGCCUGCCCAAGUCCCACAGCACCUGCUUCGCCUCCGACCUCUCCACCCAGAGCACGCUGCACUGUCGUGGGCCCGCCGGCCAUCAGCCAGCGGUCAGCCCAGCGCCCAGCCCCGUGCCCCUCUCCCGCCUGGGCAGCCCGGGCUCCGAACGGCUGGCCAAGCCCAAAGACUACCUGCAGCAGCAGCAGCAGCAGCAGCAGCAGACUGACCUGUCGCCCCAACACCACGCCGUGGCGGCACACCCUCACCACCACCACCAGCACCUCCACCACCCGCACCACCCGAACUCCCAGCUGCCCUACCCGAGCUCGUGCGCCGCCUCGCCCACGCCGGCCCUGUACCCGUCGCACCCGCGGCCUGCCUACCUGGACAAGCACGCCGCGUACUCGCUGACGGGCUACGCGCUCGAGCAGCUGUACGAGGCCGACGCACUCCGGGGCUACUGCGGCAGCGGAGGCGGCUCCUCGCCUUAUGAGGUGGCGUCGCACCUGCGCAUGCCGGGGGCCGAGCAGGCGCCUGGACACAAGGGCACGUCGGUCAUCAUCACCAACGGGAGCUGACGCCCUGUCUGAAGGGGAGGUGUGGCGGAGGGUCAGCCAUCAUGGACGAAAAACAACAGCAAGAAAAAAAAACAAGAACUUUGAGGUUAUGCCAUUAAGUCUCCACAGCAGCCUGUCCAACCUGUUUGUUUGUAUUUGUGGUUUUGUUUUGUUUUUCUGUUGAUCUUUUUGGAAACUUCACCAAAUGCAUUGUGGGAAAACUCUAGCGCCCAAAUAUGUUAGCAACAAGCCUGUCCAGCCGUUUUCUUUUUUUGUUUGUUUGUUUGUCUUUGUUUUCUUUCAUUUUAUGUGAUGAUUUGAAUACAUGAGAUAGAAUUCACUUGAAAUGCACUUUUUAUUGCAGUGACAUGGGUAUGAUUUUAUCUCCUGUUCUUUGUUUCUUGUAUCACUACAACACUCUCGCUCUGUGUUCAGCUCAAAUGACAUGGAAUCAUCUUUAAAGCAACACAAUGUAGUUCUUUUACUUUGAAAUAAUGACUUCAAACUCGUUUUUGAUGAUACGCAGACUUCUGGGCAGAAUUGCAUCUUCGUCGAUGCACCUGGAAUGCCUGGUGUUGCACUAUUUAGCUUUUCAUUAGUUCUCCAUGCAUUGGGUUCCCCCUUAGAGCUAACUGGGUCCCCAGCACAUUGGAUAUUGGAUGAGAAAGGGGAGUUCCUACAUUGUCUUACUUUAAACCCAACACGUAGCUCCCCCACUGCUGGUGUGCAGAGGAAUCUCAGCACAUCGUGCUGUACACCACACUACCACAUUAGCAACAAUAGCAGCAGAAAAUCCAGCACACAUCAGCCGCUUUCCAAUAAUAUGCAAUUCUUACAGUCGCAUCAUCCCCCAUGUCAUCUCCGCAAGCAGCGUGAGAAGGCCCACUGAGACAGGGCCCUGAGAGAGGCUUGGGAUGAAGGCAAAGCCCUGGGAGAGGCUUGGGCUGAAGGCAGGGCCUGGGGUUGAGGGGGUUGGGGCGUGAGGUCAGAGGGUCAGUCAUGGGUGGAACAGGAGAAUGGACACU